This is a messenger RNA of Oncorhynchus mykiss (rainbow trout), 1860 nucleotides long. It is a transcript of the gene zmpste24, whose product is annotated as zinc metallopeptidase, STE24 homolog. The record is from RefSeq and is a predicted model, not a curated record. NCBI's taxonomy places the organism in Eukaryota, Metazoa, Chordata, Actinopteri, Salmoniformes, Salmonidae. Gene Ontology annotation, biological process: CAAX-box protein processing. Gene Ontology annotation, molecular function: metalloendopeptidase activity.
AGACUGGUUCAGUUUCACUGGGAACAAAAUUAACUGCUGCACUGACAUUUAGCAUGGCAACCGCCGUUGAACGUUAUCGAAGAAGAACAUUUAGUAUGAAUGGAAACUGGAUGCGAAUGAGCUUGCUAUCAUUUUGAGUGGACUGGUGAAUGCUAGUCAAUUUAAUCUGGGGAUAUAAACCAUACUAAGUUAUUUAAAUAUAAACAGUUGUAUCUUCUGAAUAAAGCCUGGAAGGCGUGUGAACGGGCGGCUGUUCAACCAGUGAGUCCAACUAGCAACACAUGCUAGCUUGCUAACUUUAAAAAGAGACCAAGGCCAGAAUAAAGAUGGAAACAAUACUUAACCUACCAAUCGAAAAUAAGAUAUUUUAUGCUGUUCUGGUGUUCUCAUGGACGGUGUAUCUAUGGGAGGCCUACCUUGCCUACAGACAGCGGAGAAUAUACAGGUUGACCAUGCACGUACCACAAGAGUUGGGAAAGAUCAUGGACACAGAUACCUUUGAGAAGUCACGCCUUUAUCAACUGGACAAGAGCAACUUCAGUUUCUGGUCUGGACUGUAUUCAGAAACUGAGGGGACGCUGAUCCUGCUGUUUGGUGGAAUCCCUUUCGUUUGGAAAGUUGCUGGGACAGUGACUGCUCGUUUUGGAUUGGGUCCAGAGUAUGAGAUCUUCCAGUCUCUUUCGUUUCUGAUACUAGCAACCCUGUUCAGUGCAUUCACUGGCCUUCCCUGGAGUAUCUACAACACCUUUGUUAUUGAGGAGAAGCAUGGCUUCAACCAGCAGACGCUGGGGUUCUUCCUAAAGGAUGCUGUAAAGAAGUUUAUUGUGACCCAGUGUAUCUUGUUGCCUGUGACCUCACUGCUCCUCUACAUCAUCAAGAUUGGUGGAGACUUCUUCUUCAUCUACGCCUGGCUCUUCACACUGGCUGUCUCGCUUGUUCUGGUGACCAUCUAUGCGGACUACAUUGCGCCCCUAUUUGACAAGUUCACCCCUUUGCCAGAGGGUGAGCUGAAGGAAGAGAUUGAAAGCAUGUCGAAGUCUAUCAGUUUCCCUCUCACUAAGGUCUAUGUUGUAGAAGGUUCCAAGCGUUCCUCUCACAGUAACGCUUACUUCUAUGGGUUCUUCAAGAACAAGCGCAUAGUGUUGUUCGACACCCUGCUGGAGGACUACUCUCCCCUCAACAAGGACGGCGAGCCAGAGACUGACACACUAACCGAGGACAAAUCCAAGCUCAAGAACAAGAAGCAAGGCUGCAACAAUCCAGAGGUCUUGGCGGUGUUGGGCCACGAGCUUGGCCAUUGGAAGUUGGGCCACACUGUGAAAAACAUAGUAAUCAGUCAGAUGAACUCCUUCCUGUGCUUCUUCCUCUUUGCUGUGCUAAUUGGACAGAAGGAGCUGUUCAUGGCCUUUGGUUUCUAUAACAGCCAGCCCACUUUGAUUGGGUUGAUGAUCAUAUUCCAGUUCAUCUUCUCCCCAUACAAUGAGGUCCUGUCCUUCUGUCUGACUGUCCUGAGCCGCAGGUUUGAGUUCCAGGCGGACUCCUUUGCACGGGGCAUGGGUCGAGCCUCGGAGCUCUGCUCUGCACUCAUCAAGCUCAACAAAGACAACCUGGGCUUCCCUGUGGCUGACUGGCUCUUUUCCAUGUGGCACUACUCCCACCCUCCCCUCCUGGAGCGCCUACGGGCCCUGGGAAGCACCAAGCAGGACUGAUGAGUCCCAAAAGGAGAGCCACGCCAGCUGCCUCUCCCAAAGGGUCUCCACAUGCCUCUUCUGGCACUCUAAUGUAGUCUCCCCUAUUUUCCUCUCUGUUUCCCUAUUUUUGUUCUCCUUUAUCCCUGCCAUUAUGUUCCUUUUUUGGUAA